This is a messenger RNA of Sebastes umbrosus (honeycomb rockfish), 2314 nucleotides long. It is a transcript of the gene casq1a, whose product is annotated as calsequestrin 1a. The coding region runs from base 204 to 1583 and encodes 459 amino acids. The transcript is spliced from 11 exons. The record is from RefSeq and is a predicted model, not a curated record. Gene Ontology annotation, cellular component: sarcoplasmic reticulum lumen. Gene Ontology annotation, molecular function: calcium ion binding. Gene Ontology annotation, biological process: regulation of skeletal muscle contraction by regulation of release of sequestered calcium ion. Lineage: Eukaryota; Metazoa; Chordata; Actinopteri; Perciformes; Sebastidae.
UUGCACCCUGUGCCCCACUGCCAGUUGCCCAUGUGCGGUUUUUAAUAAGGUGGAUGCAAGAGUUGGUCUUGCUCUCUUCUGGGUGACGCGGAUUGGAAGGGGUUCUCGAUAUUUUUACCAAACUUUUCCGUUUCGUUUCGGCGGCGCCCCUUCUUUUACUUUCUGAAAUUGUAAAUACAUCUACACUAUCUCAGAGAGGAGCCAUGAAGUGGACCUGGGUGUUCGUGACAGUCUUGCUGUCCUUUGGGGGCCUAUCGCUGGGCAAGGAGAGCUUGGACUUCCCCGAGUAUGAUGGCAAGGACCGCGUCCAUGACCUCAACGCCAAGAACUAUAAGUUCGUGAUGAAGAAGUACGAUGUCAUGGUGGUGUACUACCAUGAUCAUCCCGGAUCCAGCCGCGUCGCCCAGAGACAGUUUGAGAUUGAGGAGUUGACCCUUGAGCUUGCAGCCCAGGUCCUGGAUGAGUUUGACGAUGAGGAUAUCGGAGUCGGACUCAUUGAUGCUAAGGAAGACAAAGCCGUUGCAAAGAAAUUAGGUCUUGAUGAGUCCGACAGCAUCUUCAUCUUCACAGACGAUGAAGUCAUAGAAUAUGACGGCGAGCUUGCAGCAGACACUAUUGUGGAGUUCAUCUAUGAUGUUCUUGAGGACCCGGUGGAAAUUAUUGACAAUAAUAGGGAACUGAAAGGAUUUGAAAACGUCGAAGAGGACAUCAAACUGGUGGGCUACUUUAAGAGUCACAAGUCAGAACAUUUUGAGGCUUUCGCCGAUGCUGCUGAAGAGUUCCAUCCCCACAUCUAUUUCUUCGCCACAUUCAACCCCAAGGUUGCCAAGUCUCUGGAGCUGAAGCUCAAUGAGGUGGACUUCUAUGAACCCUUCAUGGAUGAUCCAGUGGUCAUCCCCGGAAAACCUUACACUGAGGACGAGCUGGUGAAAUUCAUUGAAGAUAAUGACAGACCGACCCUGAGGAAGCUGCAGCCCCACAACAUGUACGAGAUCUGGGAUGACGAUCUCGAUGAUGAACACAUCGUUGCUUUUGCAGAGGAGUCUGACCCAGACGGUUAUGAGUUCCUUGAGAUCCUGAAGCAAGUUGCCGAGGACAACACAGACAACCCCGACCUCAGCAUUGUCUGGAUUGACCCUGAUGAUUUCCCCCUGCUUCUGCCACACUGGGAGAAGACUUUCAAAAUCGACCUGUCCUCCCCGCAGAUUGGUGUUGUUGAUACUGGUGAUGCUGACAGCGUGUGGAUGGACAUGGAUGAUGGAGAGGACUUGCCAACUGUAGACGAGCUGGAGGACUGGAUCGAGGACGCUCUGUCAGGUGUAAUCGAUCCUGAUCAUGAUGAUAAUGAUGAUGACGAUGAUGAUGAUGACGAUGAUGAUGAUGACAAUGAUGAUGACGAUGAUGAUGAUGACGACGAUGAUGACGAUGAUGAUGAUGAUGAUGACGACGACGACGACGAUGACGACGACGAUGAUGACGACGACGAUGACGACGACGACGAUGAUGACGAUGACGACGAUGAUGAUGAUGACGAUGAUGAUGAUGACGAUGAUGAUGAUGAUGAUGACGAUGAUGAUUAUUAAAUCAUUAAGUCAUAAUUUACUCAUUAAGUCUGACCAAUGCAGUUUCAAGAGUCAACAUCAUUAACUCCCUCAUCUUCUUUUGUAACUAGUUCUCAUGUUGAACUCGUCAGUCCAUUUUGAUAUCUCAUCUGUUCAUCAUCCUCUCUCUGCAUCUCACCAGAACAAUAUUCCACUACUCGUUUAUCCCUCCCCAACCCCCCCGCCCCACCUACAUAUUCACUAAUCCUCCAUGUAACAAAGUACUUUCUAAGAUAAGAUCCCACAGUACCUUUAUUAAACACAUGUAACACUGUCUGGUACAAUAAAAAAAAGAAAUUCUUUCAAAAACCUUGCCAUCUACUGCUAUUGAUUUUUAUAUUAUUAAAGUUUUUAUUUUCCAAAGUACUGGAGGGGUUGCAAUGUUGUAUGCAUUAUGUAUGAGUCCACCUGUGGAGUCUGUUGCAGUCUGAAUGUGUUUUAUCUGUUCUCACUUAUUUUCUUGUUCACCCCACUAUCGAAACAACUGAAGUCAGACCCAAAGAUGCUAGCAGGCUUUUCUGACGGGUCUUAUGGAUAUCACCAGCCUACUCUGUGAAAUCAAUGUAACCGCUGUACACUGAAAGUGCUGUACAUCAUAUGGAUGUUUUCUACGAUGAUGAAAUAUGACAACAGCCAUAUUCUAUUUUUGUAACAAGAGGAAUUUAACUUUACUGUAAAGUCUUAAAUAAAUGACAGCUUGGACAGAAACACCA